Molecule: messenger RNA, 1087 nt
Organism: Ficedula albicollis (Collared flycatcher)
Lineage: Eukaryota; Metazoa; Chordata; Aves; Passeriformes; Muscicapidae
Product: acrosin
Exons: 4
Coding region: 146-1087 (313 amino acids)
Biological process (GO): acrosome reaction; proteolysis
Molecular function (GO): serine-type endopeptidase activity
Source: RefSeq, a predicted model, not a curated record
GUCGUUAAGGCCCCUCCCAGCCCAAUCAUUCCAAGGUUCCAGGACUCUGUGCCACCCCUCUGUGACAUCAGCCCGGCCUGGUGGCGCCGCCGCCGCCGCCGGAGGUGACACCUGGGUUCUGCCUCUGCCACCUGCGCUGGCACCGAUGGCUUUGCUGGGGCUGCUGGUGCUGCUGGCGCUGGCCCGGCCCGUGGGGGCCACCUGGGACAGCUGCAGAGGGACCUGCGGGCUGCGGCCCAUGGCUUUCGACCACAGCUCGCUGGUUGAGUACCAUUCCCAGGAGUCCGAUUAUGGAUCCUUGGAUUCUUCCGACCACUUCUCGCAGGACACGGGCGCCAACGGGGUCCACCCUGGCGCCUGGCCCGGGGUCAUCAGCAUCCAGGCCACCCUGGACAACGGCACGUGGCACAUGUGCUCGGGGGCGCUGAUCCACCCCCAGUGGGUGCUCACGGUGGCACGGUGCUUCUCCAGGUCGGGGGACAUCACCAGGUGGGAAGUGGUGAUCGGGGCCACAGACCUGAGCCAGCCCGGCCCCGAGGCUGAGCUGCGCCACAUCCAGACCCUGGUGGUGCACGAAAAUUUCCUCUCUGCCACGGCCAUGAACAACAUCGCCCUGGUGCAGCUGGACAAGCCGGUGGAGUGCAGCGACUACAUCCAGCUGGGCUGCGUGCCCGACGGCUCCCUGGCGGUGCCCGAGCUCAAAACCUGCUACAUGGCGGGCUGGAGAGCCGCCCCGGCCAGCGGUCAGUGCCCGGGGCUGAGCCCGGCUCGGGGGGGGGACGUCGGGGCUCCCCUGGUGUGCAAGGACAACGACGAGGACAACUUCUGGCUGGUGGGACUGUCCAGCUGGGGCGAGGGCUGUGCCAGGGCCAGGAGGCCGGGGGUGUUCACGUCCACCCAGCACUUCCACGGGUGGAUCCGUGCCCACACCGGCCCCAACCCCGCGGCGCCCACCGCGGCGCCGCUGCCCACCCUGAACGCGCCGGGACGGGAGCCACCCGUCGUCCCCACCCCGGAAAGCGCCCUGAGGAGCUUGCUUGAGAAGCUGCAGGAGCUGGUGGAGGUGCUCAAGAGCAGGAUAGGGUGA